Orussus abietinus is the source of this 2571-nucleotide messenger RNA. RefSeq names its product sorting nexin-17 (gene Snx17). Gene Ontology annotation, molecular function: phosphatidylinositol binding. Gene Ontology annotation, cellular component: early endosome. Lineage: Eukaryota; Metazoa; Arthropoda; Insecta; Hymenoptera; Orussidae. The record is from RefSeq and is a predicted model, not a curated record. Gene Ontology annotation, biological process: intracellular protein transport. The transcript is spliced from 10 exons. The coding region runs from base 329 to 1723 and encodes 464 amino acids.
GCGCGCGCUCGCGGCGCGUGUAGACGUAUUUAAGCGGGUUCGCAAAGCGAAUUUCAGUGUCGCAUUUACGGUCAUGAUAAGGGCGCGAUCCUUUUCUUCCUUAUCGCGAGUGUAGAGCGAGGCCUUCUCGCGUGCGACGCUGCAGGACAGCAGGUUGUCAAACUCGCAACGAGUUUCGAGCCGAAGGUGGAAUGACUUUUAAGGCCAAAGUGGGGCGUGCUGUCGCCUGAGAAGGACGAGGAACUGUCACUGUCAAUUACGGAAGAUGGCCAUACACCUGUACACUUAUUUAACAGUUUAUUGAAUCAUAACGUUUUAUGCAGUAAGAAUGCAUUUUUCCAUUCCUGACACUCAAGAGAUCAUCGACAGUGCAGGGAAUACGUACUUGGGUUACAAUAUCCAUAUAAAUGGAUUGUUCCACUGUACCGUUAGGUACAGACAGUUGCACAAUUUGCACGAACAGAUAGUAAAGGAUUUCGAUGUACAACUUCCUCCGUUUCCUCCUAAGAAAUUAUUUCCCUUGACGGUCAAUCAACAGGAGGAACGUCGGCUUCUAUUGGAGGAGUAUAUUCAAGCUGUCGGACAGAACUCCAGUAUUAAUUGCUCAGAAUUGUUAACUGGAUUUUUACUAAAUGCACAAGAAGAGACGCUGGGCGUUUCCCUGGAAAAUGAAAAGCUCAAUAUAUAUUUUAUGAAUGACUGUAAAAUUACGUUACUCGUCUCUACAAGAGAACACUCAGGCCAAAUUUUAAAGAAAAUCUGCAGACACAUUAAGCUCCCAGAAUUGUAUGACUCUUAUUUUUCAUUGUUUAUUACUGUAUUGGAAGAAGAUGGAACUUUGAAAUAUUUAAGGAAACUCCAGAACUUCGAGUCCCCAAUGAUAACCCAGAAGAAUAUGCGUAUCAUUGGUCACAGAGUGACAUUUGGAAAGAAUUAUUGGGACACUGAAUAUGAUUAUGAAUUAAUGCAUGACCCUGUUGGUCUUGAUUUGCUUUACAUUCAAGCAUCUGCAGAAGUAGACAAAGGUAAUAUCUUCGUCCCUGAUAACCUACAAGAACGUCUCAAGCAACUUGGAGAACGUGGUGAGCAGAAAGAAUAUCUGAAAAUAGUUCGAUCGAUAAAGUAUUAUGGAUACCUUCAAUUUGCACCAUGCUCUUGCGACUAUCCUGAGCCUGGUACGAAAGCUGUAGUGGCUAUUGGAGGAAACGAACUAAGCUUACGUAUCUAUCUUCAAGAUGAAGAACGAGAAGCUCUUUUUAAGGUCACUCGAAUGAGAUGCUGGAGAGUGACGACACUGCACAAUCCUGAAGCUAAUAAAGACGGUGACAGUAGUGAGCGUAAUCACGAAUUGUCCUUCCAGUAUUUGGUAGCAAGGAAUCAAUUGCAAUGGAUAACGAUCUCUUCGGGUCAAGCUAUUUUGAUGUCGGUCAGUUUGCAGGCGAUGAUCGACGAGUUAUUAUUAAAGAGUGCUGGACGGGGCAAGAGCGUGCCAAGGCCAUCACGAAAAUCAUGGACGUAUAUUACUCGAGAUGGGCACUUACGAGUACUUUUAAAUUCCUCGUCACCUGAUGACGGAAUUAAAGAGGACGAUACUGACUCCACGGUAAGAGGAGAAACUUUGGUAAAAAAGCUUGUUGAAAAACCACCAGCUGUAAAAGCACGAAAGCCCAGUGAUAUCAUGGAGAAUUAUGCAUUCGACACAAUAGGAGACGAUGAUCUUUAAAUUUCCUAAGGGGAAGAACUUAAUAUUACGAGAAUAGAUUAUAGUUUUCUACGUACACUGAGAUUUUGACUUGACACAAUUGAAGCAUUUUUACUAGCUGACGUUUUUAUCUUCGACUAUUUUUGUAAAAUAUAAAGCACGAGAGAUACACACGAGUGAUGCAUGUGUGGAGGUUACCGAAUGUUGCAUAUCGCCAGAAUGUAUCACUAUUAAUUACUGGUAUAGGCUUCACUCCGAUUCCACCACAUGCAUUUAAAGCCUUGUUCAUUUUACAUAUCAAUAGAAUACUAUGGGUAUACGAUCACCCAUCAUAUAAUUUCUGAGGUGGCAAACUAUAAUUAACGGCUACUUAAAUUAAAGGGGAAAUUUUCGACAUGCAAAUAUUUGUAAAGGAAAUUGACAUCGAUCUGCACAUGCAGUGUCGUUUUUGAGAUUUAAACUUUAUAUUCAAACGAUAAUACAAUUUAAUUUUUUUUUGGCUUGGUACAUAAAAUUCACUGCACUAUUUUAUAUUGAGAUUUCGAUUAUCCGUCCAAAGACUUAAAUUACAAACUUAUGCACGAAAUGAAGCAGAUUAUUCUACACUCCGUUCCGACAAGGAAACCAAAAAUAGAUAUAAUUUGAUACAAAUUGUUUAAAGCCCUACGCUGUUCGUACUAGCAUUGUACUUAUUUACAGGUAAAUAAUACCUAAUGAUAAGCUAAUGCAGCAAUUAACAAAGUAAUGGAAAAUAACUUUUAUACUGUAGAUAUACAAGAGGGGGAAGAAAUGCCCGAGGAGGUACAUUGUACAGCCAGGUUUUAUUAGUGAAAAAAUAAAAAUUGUAUUCCUACCGUCACUCUGAAAUA